AUCAUGGAUUCAGUUAUGCAGUGAUGUUUCUGUGCGCAUCUUUAUGAAUGGAAUUACACUAGAGAUGAUACAUUCUCCACAGGGAUCGUGGGGAUGAGCCUCUGGUGAGGGGUUAAAUCGUAUCUUCCCAUCAAGUGACACUUUUUAACACAAAGCUCCAUCACUUCCAUGUCGACUAAUCCGCUGGGCUCAGAGGAGAAACGCAGAUCCUGAUUUUCCUUCAGAGACCUGGACUGGCUGCACGGAUCAGACCUGUUGUGAAACUUCUCUUCAACCUGAGGUGCUCCAGGGGUCCGAUCUCCCCCCGAGAGGGGCAACAGAGGCAGACAUCGAUGAUAAAAGCAAGCUGAUUGAUUUGCCAAAGGGGUUGAGCGACAGUCGGAGGAAGUGUGUCAGAGAUGGGGCGUAAGCUGGAUCUGUCAGGGCUCUCUGACAAUGAGGCGGAGCACGUGCUGCAGGUGGUGCAGAGAGACAUGAAGCUACGCAAGAAAGAGGAGGAGCGACUCAGUGAACUGAAGCAGGAGCUGGAUGAGGAGGGCAGUCGCUGCCUCCUGCUGUCACGGCAGGGUUUCUUCAACCAACGCUGCUGCAUCCGCUGCUGCUCGCCCUUCACCUUCCUGCUCAACCCCAAGCGCAAGUGCAACGACUGCAAGUACAACAUAUGCAAGGCCUGCCGGGUCUACUGCAAGCGGGAGAAAGCCUGGCUCUGCACCUCCUGUGAGAAGAGCAGGUUACUGAAGACACAGAAUCUGGAGUGGUUCUACACUAAUGUGAAAUCACGCUUCAAGAGGUUCGGCAGUGCCAAAGUCCUGAAGACCCUUUACAGGAAGCACCUGGUGGAGCACAGCACACUUUCAGAGCUUACAGACGGUAGCGCCUACGAGGAGAGUAUCUGCAAUGAGGGCAGCAUCUGUGGGAGCGACUCAGCCUUCUACAGACAAAGUGAAGAGCACAGCAUGGAAGAGACACUCACUGUGGCCUUGCGGGUGGCAGAGGAGGCCAUAGAUGAAGCCAUCGCCAAGGCUGAGUUUGACACUUCCAGUCAGGAGAAGCAGAAUGAGGCACACUAUCUGCGUGAACACAAAGGAGAGCUCGUUGAGGAACUGGCCAAAACUAUUGUGCAAAAAAUUAUUAGUAGGAGGAAGACUUUGGCUGACAUGAGGGCAGAAUAUGUCCGGGACUGGCCAGUUGAACACAACACUGACCUCCAUCAUCAUCAUCAUCUUCAUCAUUCUGCCAGUGAUCGUGCCACCAGCUCCAUCAAACAGCAACCAGGCCUCUUUAGGUCUCACUCAGCUUUCUCACUGCUGGACAACGACUCUCCAAGGCUGAUCCAAGACCAAAAGGCAUCCAUAAAGGAAGGUGGUGGGCCGGCUAUGACAGCUUGGAAGAGUGUAGACCGGCUAGAUAACGCAGGCAUCUCCGCAGUUCUCCACAGCAUGGAUGGGAACUGGAUCGCCCUGCAGAGCGCCCAGCUGUCGCGUCCCAGCCUGCUGACCCAGAGGAAGAGCCAGGUCUACAGCGCUUUGGAGAGGGAGUCCGUAGUGGUGUCCGCCUACGAAGGAAUGGGCUCUGACAACGACAUCAAACACGAGUCUGACGGCUCUUUGGGUGCUGCCCUCCAAGAGAUCCACAAGAAGAUGGUGGACUCUAACAUCAACCUGCAGGUCACCUGCGACAGGAUGCUGUCCCCGCUGAUGAACCGACGAGGCAGCGGAGACAAGAUCCUGUCCCCCAUGAUGGGCUGCAGAGGCAGCAGAGACAGCAUGCUCUCUGACUCUGAGGGAAACUGGAAGCCAAACAAGCCUCUGCUGGGUGUGAUCAAGAUGAAGGUGCCUGCUGAGAUCAGAAGACCUCCUUCCCGCAGGACCAGCAUCAUUGAUAUAAACUUCAAUGUGGAGGUAACGAGACAGGAAGAGAACAUGGGGGCUGCAGAGCUGGAAGCCAGAAGAGUGGAGAUAUCUCAGAAGAAAAUGAAAAAUGAAAAAGAGUCUUCUGCUCUGGAGAACAGCAAAACGGAUGACCAUCAGUCUGAGACUGUGACGCCUGACACUCUGUCAUCUGGAGGUAUGACAUCCCCUGAACUACUGGUACUAGAGAAUGACAUCACAGGACAAGUAGCCAAUCAGAUGGACCAAGAGCUCACAUCCAAACUCGAAGAGCUAGCCGGCCAAGUUGAUGACUCAGCUUCUGGAGAAGAAAAAGAAGCAGCUGAUGGAGUGAGAGAUGCUGUCAAUGAUGGGCAACGGGAGAAAAAAGACGAUGGAAAAGAGGACAGAGACAAAGAAGACGAGCAGCCACAGAGGAUGGAGAUUGAGUCAGAUGAAGGAAGGACGGAUGAUGAAGAGAAAGAGGAAGAGGAAGGGAAUGAAGAAGAUGAAGAGGAGAGAAAUUACAGAUUAAACAAGCUCAUCACUCAGUCCAGACUCAAGUACUUCUCAUCCACUGAUGACGAGUUAGACAAAGUUGGCAAGAGUGAGGAAGAAAAUGAAGGGGAGGGAGAUAAGGAUGAAGAUAUGGAGGAGGAACAUAAAGAGGCGAGGGAGGAAAAUGCAAAUGGAUUUACGUUUAAACUCUGUCAGCUGGAGAAAGAAGUCCGGGCUAACCAGUUCUCCUCCACAGAGGACGAGAUGGACAGAGUUGGCAUUGAAGAGAAGACAGGAGAGGAGGAGGACAGCGGGGAGAACGUGGAGCUGGCGGUUAAAGUGUGCAGAUUAGCCUACCAAACAAAUGCCAACCAGUUUUCCUCCACGGAGGACGAGCUAGACAGUGUAGGCCUUGUGGACGAAGACGUGAAGACAGGAGAGGAGGAGGAGGGGAAGAAAGAAGAGCUGGCAUUGAAAGUGUGCAGAUUAGCCCACCAAGUCAACGCUAGCCAGUUUUCAUCUACGGAGGACGAGCUAGACCGAGUAGGCAGAGGUGAAGAGGAGGAGGAGGGGAUGGACGAGGAGGCACUGUGGAAACUGCAGGCAGAGAAGGCCGUCCAGGCCGCUCAACGCCGUGAUUUAGCCAGUCUAGUUGGUGCUUCUGAGUAUUCCUCUACUGAGGAUAAUCUGGAUAAAGUUGGAGAACCAGAGCAGGAGGUAAAUGCAGUGAGUCAAAGCAAUGCGUGGGAGACCGCAGAGGGGAAUCAUCAAGACAAAGAGGAGUCCUUUGAGGAUUUGGAUGUGAAUAUGUUUGAUUUAAAGGAUGAAAUUGAGGGGGUAAAAAAGGAAAGCAAUGACGAGCAAGUUGCAUCAGAUAAUGUAUCAGCAGAAGAAAAGAGAACAGAGGGAGCAGGAGAGGCGGUGGAGGUUUUAAAAGACACUGAAAAGGCAGAGAAGACUGAGAAGGGCCGAGAGAUGGAAAUAAAAACUGUAGUAGAGGGCAAGAAAAUGGAGGAGAUGGCUCAGAGUGGACAAGUGACUCAGCCAGAGGCAAAGAAACAGGAAGACGAUAAAAUGGAAGAAAGCAACAGCAGUCAGGCGAGUUGGGAGACAGCUGAUGAAGAACGCAGCGAGGAAUACGCAGAGUUUGAUAGGAUUAUCAGCAGCAUGUUGAUGAUGACUUUGGAGGACAUGCAGGUUCCGACAGUUAAGGAUGAAGGGGCUGAAAAUGGAGAGAUAGUUGAAGAGCUAGAGCAAGUAGAGGUGAAAGAGGAAGGGAAAGUAGAGGGAGAAAGUGGAUCCAUACAAGUGGAGAUGGGAGAAGAAGCAGCAUCAGGGAAAGACAGUGAAAUGGAGCAUGUAGAGGUGAAAGAGGAGGUCAAAAUAGUGUCAGAAGGUGGGGCUAAGCAUGUCGAGGUGGUUGUGGAAGUGCACGUUGGGGGAGAAAGCGAAUCGGAGCCCAUGGAGGUGGUUGAUGAAGUCAAAGUCAAGGAAGAAAGUGAAGUAAAUCAUGAAGAGGUGGUUGAAGAAGUAAAACAAGGGGGGGAAAGUGAAGUAAAGCCUGUGGAGGUGAAAGAGAAAGUCAAACAAGGGGGAGAUCAUGAAUUGAAACAUGUAGAGGUGGUCGAGGAAGUAAAACAAGGUAGAGAAAGUGAACUAGAGCCUGUAAAGACGGUAGAGGAGGUCAAACAACAGGGAGAAAGUGAAGUGAAGCCUGUAAAUGUGGUAGAGAAAGUGAAACAGCAGUUAGAAAGUGAACUCAAGCUUUUUAAGCUGGUAGAGAAAGUAAAACAACAGGCAGAAAGUGAACUAAAGAAAGUUGAAGUCAUAGAGAAAGUAAAACAACAGAGAGAAAGUGAACUAAAGAAGGUUGAGGUCAUAGAGAAAGUAAAGCAACAGAGAGAAAGUGAAUCAAAGCCUGUAGUGUUGGUAGAGAAAGUAAAACCAGAGGUAGAUGGUGAACUAAAGAAGGUUGAGGUCAUAGAGAAAGUCAAACAACAGAGAGAAAGUGAAUCGAAGCCUGUAGUGUUGGUAGAGAAAGUAAAACCAGAGGUAGAUGGUGAACUCAAGAAGGUUGAGGUGGUAGAGAAAGUGAACGUAGAGGCAGAAAGUGAAUUUAAGCAGGUAGGAGUUGCUGAAAAAGUAAAACUAUGGGGUGAAAGUGGAUUUAAGCAUGUAGAGGUGAUUGAGAAAGUUAAACUAGGAAGAGAAAGUGAACCAAAGCACGUAGAUGUGAUUGAGAAAGUAAAAGUCAAGGCUGAAAAUGAAGUUCAGGACCAGACACAAAGCACAAACGAAACAAAGAAGAUGGAAAGUAAAAAAGAAAUGCAAAGACCCAGUGAAAAUGUAAGACCAGAUGUAAAGGAGAAAAAAGAGAAGAGUGAAUAUGCUGCUGGCAAUAAUGAAAACCAGCUUAAGAAAAAAGAUCCACAAGUGUUAACGUCCCCAGCAAAGAAGUCAACAGUCAUGUCCAUCAAAGAGAUGUUGGAGACUUUUGAGGCCAAGCAGCUCUGUAAAAGAAUAGGACUGCAUGAUGACAGACAAGAGGACAGAGGGGGAAAGGUCUCAGCUGUGCGACAGAUGAUGGAGGCACACGGUGAUAUUGCAGAAGCUAAGGAGAAGAUGAAGGAAACUGAAGGAAAGAAAGCAUACAAUAAAGCACAGAGCCGGAGGUCUUCUCUGGAUGAUUUACAGACGCCAGAGGAGAUUCAGAUGAGAUACUCUGCUGUGCAGCUGAGGAACAUCACCACCGAGGUCCUGAAGGUGUUAAACACCACUGAAGAACUCCUGCAGGGAGUAAAAGGAGGAGAAAAGAGCAAGUCUCCCAUCCCCUCACUGCCCCCCAACACUGACCCCAAGAAACUGGACCAACAGUUCUCCAAACUGGAAGAGAAUGUGUAUGUGGCAGCAGGUUCACUUUACAGUCUGGAGGCGGAGCUUGGUGACCUGGAGGAGUGUGCCAGAAGCAUCAGUGGGAAGACGUCCGACAUGGAGCUGUCCUUCCUGGAGGAGCAGGUCGCCACCGCAGCAGCCAAAGUUCAACAGUCUGAUCUACAGAUUUGUGACAUCUCAGCCAGAAUUGCUGCUUUGAAAAAUGCCGGUCUCAACGUGGACACACAGUCACGGCCCCCUAAGGCCAGGACCAUCCCAGUGAUGCCUGUCACCCUGGACUCAUCCAGACAGCAAAGGAGGAGGCUACCUGCACCACCUGUGAAGGAUAAGGAAACCUAAAUCCUGGACCACAGAUCGUCAAAGAACCUCCAACACGUGCCUUGACCCUGUCAUUCUGUGGACUACAGGCCAGUCUAAAGUGAUCCAUUUUAAACCCUUUUGCCUUAAUGUAAAACUUGACAUCUGGAAUUACACAGGACACUACCACUCUAGGUGUAUUUGGUUUAGCAGUUGUGUAUGUUACAUACAUGAUAGAGCAGGAAACUUUGAUUCUUCUGUUAUUUAAUCAAAGUGUUUGUAGAUAUACAAAUUUAUUUUCAAAAUGAUCACUGAGCAGUUUUAGAAAUGUAUAAUCAUUGAUCAGUUUGGCUUAAGCUUCUCAAAAUUAAGAACAAAUUAAAUCAGUAACAUUUUAGGUUUUAAGCAUUUUUUUAAUAGAAAAGUGAGAUGAAUUUUUAACAUUAUACCACCAGUGUACUAUUAAUCAUGGUAAAUGUUCUGAUUUAAUAUUUUGAUAGACCUCAUCUUAACAACAAAAGUAACUCUGUUUGAUAAAUAAUAUUCUAUAAUUGUUACUUUAAGACACUAAUGAUCAGCAGCACAGCUACUGGAAGAAACACAAAUGACCGUUUGUACAUCAUAUGUUAAAAACAUGUGCGUGAAACAAUCUAAGUUUAUUAGAGAAAUGUUGGGAGUCUGUAUCAUGUCUUAAAUAAAUAGUAUUUUUCCAUGA
Molecule: messenger RNA, 6270 nt
Organism: Cheilinus undulatus (humphead wrasse)
Lineage: Eukaryota; Metazoa; Chordata; Actinopteri; Labriformes; Labridae
Product: trichohyalin-like
Exons: 17
Coding region: 399-5597 (1732 amino acids)
Biological process (GO): intracellular protein transport
Cellular component (GO): cortical actin cytoskeleton
Molecular function (GO): actin binding; small GTPase binding; myosin binding
Source: RefSeq, a predicted model, not a curated record